AGGCCACUUGCUCUUUAAAUAGAUGGGUGUGCAACAAGUUAGGGCUCACUCCUCUCUUACCAAACGUUAAACACAAAUUUCUUCCAUCACUUAUGGAUCCUUACAAGUUUCGUCCUUCGAGCUCUCAUGAUACUCCGUACUACACCACAAACGGGGGUGCACCUGUUUACAACAACAUCUCUUCCUUGACUGUUGGAACCAGAGGUCCGAUCCUUCUAGAGGAUUACCAUUUGAUAGAAAAAGUUGCAAACUUUACGAGGGAGAGGAUUCCCGAGAGAGUGGUGCAUGCGCGAGGAUUCAGCGCAAAGGGAUUCUUCGAAGUGACGCACGAUGUUUCUCACCUGACCUGUGCUGAUUUCCUCCGAGCCCCCGGCGUUCAGACACCGGUUAUUGUCCGAUUCUCCACCGUCGUUCACGAACGUGGAAGCCCCGAGACCAUGCGAGACAUCCGUGGUUUCGCCACCAAGUUUUACACCCGAGAGGGCAACUUCGACAUCGUCGGUAACAACUUCCCGGUGUUCUUCACCCGGGACGGGGUCCAGUUCCCGGACACGAUCCACGCCCUGAAACCGAACCCCGUCACCAACAUCCAAGAGAACUGGAGAAUCCUCGACUACUUCUCUCAUUUUCCCGAGAGUCUACACACGUUCGCCUUCCUCUACGACGACGUGGGCGUCCCUCUGAACUACAGGCACAUGGAAGGAUUCGGAGUUCACGCUUAUCAGUUCAUCAACAAAUCCGGGAAAUCUCUCUUAGUGAAGUUUCACUGGAAACCCACGUGCGGUAUAAAAUGUCUGCUCGAGGAAGAUGCCGCUAAAGUUGCGGCGGCGAAUCACAGUCACGCCACUAAGGAUCUUCACGACGCCAUUGCAGCAGGGAACUUUCCAGAGUGGAAGCUUUUCAUCCAGAUCAUGGACCCUGCUGAUGAAGACAAGUUCGAUUUCGACCCUCUCGACGUUACCAAGACAUGGCCUGAGGAUGUUCUGCCUCUUCAGCCCGUCGGUCGCCUUGUUUUGAACAAGAACGUCGAUAACUUCUUCGCCGAGACCGAGAUGCUCGCUUUCAACCCCGGCCUUGUCGUCCCGGGGAUCUAUUAUUCGCAGGAUAAGCUCUUGCAGGCUCGGAUCUUCGCUUAUGGCGACACUCAGAGAUACCGCCUCGGCCCGAACUAUCUCCAGCUUCCGGUUAAUGCCCCUAAAUGCGCUCACCAUAACAAUCACCAUGAUGGGUUCAUGAACUUCAUGCAUAGGGAUGAGGAGGUGAACUACUUCCCUUCAAGGUUUGAUUCCGUUCGCCAUGCAGCGAAAUACCCUAUUCCCUCUGCUAUCUGCUCUGGUGAACGCGUCAAGUGUGUGAUCGAGAAAGAGAACAACUUCAAGCAGCCAGGAGAUAGAUACCGAUCUUGGGCACCAGACAGGCAAGAGAGAUACGCGAACCGUUGGGUCGAAGCCCUUUCGGACGCACGUGUCACUGACGAGAUUCGCGGAAUCUGGAUCUCUUACUUGUCGCAGUCCGAUAAAUCUCUGGGCAUGAAAGUGGCGAAUCGUCUCAAUGUGAGGCCAAGCUUCUGAUCUCUGCAACAAGACAGAACUCAUGACGAUGUUGUCAUCUCUGAACUCUGGUUGGGAUCUCUGAACUCUCUGUUCUUUGGUAAUGGAUAAAUAUGUUUUAUGAAAUUGGUAAAAAAAAAAAAAAGACUUGUUCGUGUUUUAUGUCUACCAAAAAUAAAUCAAUGUUAAUAGCAACUAAAGAUCUUUUCUAAGGUUGUAAUAUCUGAAUAUGAUAUCCUGCUUCUUAUGCGUGUUUCAAAAAUAAUAAAGUUGCAGUCUUUAUCAUUUU
Tarenaya hassleriana is the source of this 1839-nucleotide messenger RNA. RefSeq names its product catalase-3-like. The transcript is spliced from 8 exons. Gene Ontology annotation, biological process: response to hydrogen peroxide; hydrogen peroxide catabolic process. The record is from RefSeq and is a predicted model, not a curated record. Gene Ontology annotation, cellular component: plasma membrane; cytoplasm; peroxisome. Gene Ontology annotation, molecular function: heme binding; catalase activity. Bases 93 to 1571 code for a protein of 492 amino acids. Lineage: Eukaryota; Viridiplantae; Streptophyta; Magnoliopsida; Brassicales; Cleomaceae.